UACCAAUAAAAAUUAUACAUUAGCGAACUAGAAAUGUCUUGUAUGCUUGUGAGGCAUUCUUUGAACUUUCAAUAGCCAAACGAGUUGCAAAUCUAUAGCUUCAAAAUGUCAUCUUACCAUGUUUCUCAUGAGUCAUAUCGACCACCAGGCCCUUCGCCACUAUACCAACCGAUGAUGGAGGCUCCACCGCCACCGUAUCCACCAACCAGGACGAGGUUUCAAGACUCCUACGGUGGCUACGGUCAGCUUCAUCCACCGCCGCUACGUCCAUAUAGAGAUGAAUACUAUGGAGAAGGGGAAUAUGUGGGUUGCUUUCCUUUUCUAAGAAGCUGUUUAACAACGCUAUGUUGUUGCUGGUUCGUGGAACGGUGUUGCUUACCAAGUCGUUACUAAUUCUUGUAUGAGAAAGUGACUCUAUGAUAAUCUACGUUUGAUCCGCUUUAUGUGUUGUUGUAAUGUGCAAAUUAGAAUUCUUGUUUCGUUUAUGAAACAUGGACUUCUGAUUUGAAAACAAUUUUUUAUAAAUAUAUGUUUGG
Eutrema salsugineum is the source of this 536-nucleotide messenger RNA. RefSeq names its product cysteine-rich and transmembrane domain-containing protein WIH2. The record is from RefSeq and is a predicted model, not a curated record. The transcript has 3 exons. The coding region runs from base 106 to 393 and encodes 95 amino acids. Lineage: Eukaryota; Viridiplantae; Streptophyta; Magnoliopsida; Brassicales; Brassicaceae.